Molecule: messenger RNA, 2259 nt
Organism: Chenopodium quinoa (quinoa)
Lineage: Eukaryota; Viridiplantae; Streptophyta; Magnoliopsida; Caryophyllales; Amaranthaceae
Product: rRNA-processing protein UTP23 homolog
Exons: 7
Coding region: 1199-2050 (283 amino acids)
Cellular component (GO): nucleolus; small-subunit processome
Molecular function (GO): small ribosomal subunit rRNA binding
Source: RefSeq, a predicted model, not a curated record
GAUUGGAAUUUGUUUUAAUGUUUGCAUAACUAUGCUAUGUUUGGAAUUUGGAUGUCAGGUGGCAGUGUCUGCGAGGGUUACCUAAUAUCUCUCCAACGGUUUGUUUGAUCAUAGAUGGGGCCUGAGAUUGUUCCCCUUAUAGGGCUAGAGCAGGCUGGAUAGUUCGUGAUAUUCAUUCUUCCGAGGUACUAGGAGGUGGAUGUCGAGCUUUUAUGGCAAGUUCAGCGUUGCAGUAUGAGCUUCAAGCUUGUGUUUGGGGUCUGGAGUUUGCUAUCCGUAGAGGCUUCUUGAAAAUUCGGGUUUAUACAGAUUGUGUUGCCCUUCUUGCUCUUUAUCCUCCGUCUGGGUCAAUGGAAAUUUCGGUUUGGUGGCUCAUUCAGGAGUUGCGGGUUUCGGUUCAAUCCCUUUUGGUUUGCCAGGUACAAAAGGUUCCUCAUUUGUGGGUUACUCCGGCUCACUGGUUAGCAGGUUGUGCCCGGCGUCGUCAGUUGUUGUAUUUUAUGUUUUAGCUUUUCGUUGACAGAUGUUGUAUUUGUUAGUUUUCCAUUUAUUUGAUAGCUUUUUUAUCGCAAAAAAAAAAAAAGAAAAAAGAAUGCUAUUUUUAUGGGUUUAAAUACUCUGCUAAAACAACGGGCCUAAAUCAUUUGGGCCACACCCAACAUUGCCGUUUAUUGAAAAAAUAAAAAAAAGGAAAAUAAACAAGGCAAAAUCAUGAAAAGUCUCAAGCGACAACCGAACAAAAGCAAACGAAACUCAAUGUCUGAAGCGACACAACCCUAACUCUGUCUCUCUCACAUCAUAGCACUACCGCAGUAAGCAUCAGCCACCAUCUACGACGAUAACCAGGCACCGCCGCCACACCGCCUGCCGCCACCGACCGGAGUGACCUCCGAUUGAAGCAGAGCAACUGACCAAGGUCAUCAAAUUCAGGGUGACUCACUAGCUCCGAAAUCCUAGAUCCGCCACCGUCCAACAAGUAGUAGUGUAGUAGUCAUCACCAUCAUUUUUUCACUUAGACAUAUCAACAAACACCUAGCAGGCACAACCCUCAUUACAAGCUCACACAAAUUCAAUUCCUAAUAGAAGAGGUGAUCGAUGUACAGUAACUCCCCAAUCAGCAAUGAUAUCAGCAAAACUCCUCUUCUGAAUAUUCUUCCUCCUACUAAACUCUUCUUCCUUCAAUUGUAACUCCUGAACAAUGAGAUUCAAAAAGCAAAAGCGUCACAGAAAAACCGUCAGAUUCUACACUGCUUGCUUUGGUUUUCGAGAACCAUUCAAAGUUCUAUGCGACGGUACCUUUGUUCAUCACCUUGUUUCUAAUCAUCUUUCUCCUGAAACUACUGUCUCUAACACUCUUGGUGCUUCUGUUCAGCUCUUCACUACCAAAUGUGUUAUUGAAGAGUUGAAGUCUCUUGGAAAAUCACAUGCUGAAUCAUAUCGUGUUGCUCGGAGAGAUUACAAGCUUGCUAGAUGUGAGCAUGGAGAACAGGAAAGUGCCUUAAAUUGUAUAAUAGAAGUUAUUGGAGAAAAUAAUCCUGAACACUUCUUUGUUGCUACACAAGACAUUGAGUUACGAAAGAAGUCCCGAAAGGUACCUGGAGUCCCAGUGAUGUUUGGUUUGCGAAAUGCUGUAUUUCUUGAGCAACUUUCAUCAUAUCAGCGUGACUUUGUGAAGGCUGCUGAAGAAGAAAGGCUACAUAUGACUGAUUCAGAAUAUAUGUUGUUACAAAAGAGAGUAAAGGGCAUAUUGAAUACCAAGGAAUUAAAGGACCCAGCAGAGGAAGGAACUGACGAUGAGGAUUUGCCGGGUCAGCCUGUAGUAAGUCGAGUGCCUAGUAAGACAGAUGCAAUUCAUGCAAAAGACAAGGCUCAAUUUAAAAAGAAAAGAGCAAAGGGUCCAAACCCGCUGUCGUGUAAAAAGAAGAAAACUAUCAGCAGUUCGGGUCCUAGUGCUGGGAAGGCUGACAAGACCGAUAGUGAUACGAAGAGAAGCAGGCCUCGAAAGAGGAAGAGAUCUCGCAGGGCCAACACAUCCUCAGAUACCGUAUAAUUUUUGUUCGUUGUAAGAGUUUCUUUUAGGUCGGUCCUGGGGUCAGAGAUUUUGAUGUAUGAGUUAAUUUUAUAUAGGGACUUAGGGAAUGGGAGAUGACUCUUAACUUUGUCAUUUAUAGUAUGAUUGUCAUGCCUAGUUGAUUUUGUUUGUGGAUUAUUCAACUUAUGCCUGAAGCAUGUCAUUCUUUAGUAAAUUUAUUAAACUUG